UAUAAACGAGCGGCUCGCUUGUCCCAGCAGGAACAGGCGCUUCCAGCUGUGGCCCAGGGUCCUCUUGAGGUGGAGAUGGAACCGCCAGUCCUCUACCUCGCUUCGCUGCUCCUGUGUCUCGGAGUGGUUGGAGCGCACUCUGGAAGACGUUUUUCCGAGGUGGUGGGCCAUCGUGGGCGAUGGCGCGAUCUGCCCGCCCAUGCUUCACUUGGGGACGGCUGGAUGUCAACCGACUCGAGCUACUGGGACGAGGAUCGAUACCCAAUCCGCUCGGAUAACGGCCGAGACCGGCAUCGCUGCUGGCCGAUGAGGAACGUUACCGUGAAUGUGACAAACGAUGGGCCGACUCUUGUGGGCUCCAAGCUGACUGUCAGCGUGACAAUAAUCUCCCCCUGGCACGGCGCCAACGGGACCGCAUCAUGGAACCACACGUACGACGGGCAGGCGGCGGCGCCCGGGGAAUGGCCUCUGCAGGAGGGGGAGGAGGACCACGGUGAAGAGAAUUGGUCCCACGACGAUCAGCAGAGCAACACAUUCCCCAACGGAAAGCCAUUCCAUCGUGAUCGACAUCGUCAGAGAUACCUGCCUAGGCUUUACGUGUACAUCUGGUCUACGGAAGGCAAGUACUAUACAAUGGUGAACGGGAACAGCUCUAAUGUGACAAUAGACACCACGGACAUCCCCGUCGGCACCCACAACAUCAGCCUGCUCCUGUACCGCGGCGGGCAGAGCGCAAAGCAGCUGUGCGCCAUCGCCAACGUUACUGACAACUACACCGUGACUGACUCCGUGCCGCUCAGCGUGAAGAUCUCCCAGAUGGGCGAUCGCAACAGCUCAGACCUGAUCUUCCUGGAGAACGCACCAGUGUCCUUCACCGCCACACCCCACGACCCCAGCGGCUACCUGGGCAACGCCACCCUCACCUACGCCUGGAACUUUGGCGAUGGCACGGAGGUGGUGGUGGGACCUAAUGCCUCCGUCAACCACACAUACUCAGCUAUAGGCUCAUUCAACAUGUCUCUGUGGCUGAGGGCCGUCAUACCGACACCAUGCGGGACCCUCAACGCCACUGUGCUACCGCCUGACGAGACGGGCCCCUGGGACGGACCCACUGGCCAGCCAGGUGGUGCAGGGGCGACUGUGCCGGAUGGAGCUGACCUGCAACAGUCAUCCACGAAAUCACCCCCUACCCCGUCCCCAACCUGCCAGCUCGUGCGCUAUGGCAGCUUCACCGCCAACGUCACCAUCGUGGAAGGGAUAUCGAGUGUCGCCGUCGUGGCGCUAAUGCCGUCGGUGGUCACGAUGCAGGGCGGUGGUGCCGUGGAUUUUAUGGUCACGUGCAGUGGCAGUUUGCCGAGCGAAGUGUGCACCGUGGUAUCGGACGAGGCGUGCGUGUGGCCCGUCAGCGGGUCGUGCCGCCCACUGGUGCUGGCUGCCGGAGACCCGUGCUCCCUGACCCUGCGCGAGCAGUUCAACGGGUCGGGAAUUUUCUGCCUCAACGUCUCACUGGCUGAUGCAGUGAGCCUGGCCGUCGUUAGUACCUACGUCGACUUCAACGCAGAGUCUACAUCAGCAAAGUUUUUGGGACCAGCCGUUUUUUUUGCAGGCAUCGUUCCUCUUGUACUCCUAGGACUGCUCUUUUACAAGAAGUAUCGCCAGUACACUCCCGUGGCUCCACCGGGAAUGGAGCUAAGCCACGGCCCAGGGACUCUCGACUGGGUGAAAUUCAUCAGGAAUAAGUCUGGCGAGAAGAACCCUUUGCUCAAUGCUCAGAAGCAGCCAAUUGUUGCUCACCUGGUCUGAGCCAUCGCACCAAAGGAACAUAAAUACACACAGCUACCAGCGCCUGCACAAGUUAGAGGCUAACUCUCUUUGGGAACCUACACUAUUUAGCCUGCAUCUUCAUGAAUCAUAAUUAUGUAUCACUGCAUGGAUCAUAUCCACACUAAUCCGGCACUAGAAAGGAAUAUGUUUGACCUAACAACACUCUGUUCAUCAUUUUAGCAUACGCAUUUUAUUAUCAGAUAACGUGACAGUGUGUUGUAAUGUGUGGCCAGCCAAAAGCUAUUUGAAAGUGCUAUUUGACCCUCAUGAAGUAAAACGUUCCCUUCCCCUGCUGUGCACGAAUGGUGCGUGCUAUACUCUGCUAGCUUUGGCAGCUUUUUUCAUCGUCUCGCCAUUGCUUAGAGUCUCUUGUGUACGAUUGGUCCGUGUUCAUGCUACUUUUGUUUCCCAAAUGAAGUGGAACGAUACAUAUUUAAGUACAUAAAACUUAACACAUUCAAUAACCUUGCAUUGUAUUAAGAAAAUAUAUAAUAGAUGGCGUUUUAAGUAAUGUCUCUUCAUAGUACAUCAUAAAUAUUGGGAUGAUUAUGAAAAUAUUUUGAUAAAUCUAUUCAGUAAUAUUGUAGAUUUUUAAAAAAUUAUUUAGUCUUUCAUUAAUAGGUGUCUAGCGAACAAUCACAACCAGCGAAUCACUUCCACUUCACUAGUUUUGCUUGCUCUCCAGAACAGGACACACCCUCUCAAAAUUGAACUGGCAUAUUGGAAAGGGGAGGAUAUGUUUACUAACUUUUAUCUGUUCAUCCUAUUUUCCGUUACUGAAUUAUACAUAACAAACAUGAUUCAGUCGAUCAAGAGUAGCAUGAUUCUCCAUUAAUAAGAACACCAAUGAUUUUAAUAUUCAAUUUAAUGUAUAGUUUUUCUUAUUUACACAAACCGGUUUUGAGUCAUGUUGUCAGUGGGGACCGUUUAAACUCUGGAUGAUCGCUCCACCUCGGAGGAGCCAAGUGUGAAAAAGGUGCGGACAGCAAUUCGCCAAUUGUAAUUGGCUUUCCACCAAGACAUGAAUCACACCCACGGUUUUCAAUUUAAAAAUGCUUUGCAUAUGCCUCUCUUUAGCUUGUUGAGGACACCAGAGAUACAUUUUCAAUUCAUUAUCCACUUAUGUUAACUUGUAUAGUGAUUACGUGGGAUGCGUGUGGUUUUGCCGUCACAUUUGCGCAGGUUAUCUAUGUAAUUAUCAAUUACCGCUGGGUGUAAAGCCUAUGAAGUAAGCUUAAUGAUUAUUUUGCAUGCUUUCAUGAUUUCAGAAUAAAGCUAUUGAUGUAGAAUACAUACAUAUUUAACAAGUUGCUUUCUUAAUGUAUCUCUACGUGAGUCCAUUAAAGGCCUUAAUUUGCAUCUUCUGAAUGAAUGACUGUGUUUUCAUCAGACUUUAAAGUCACUAAAAGUAGUUUUAUAUGAACUGAGAACAAUAUGAUACACGAUAUAUUAACGCGGUGUAAUUGAGUGGCGCAGUGCUUAAAGCACAAUACUACAAGGCCCAGCGUCCUCAGUUCGAUACCCGGUCACGACUCACGUCAGUGGUGAUAUCUGAACCUGACCUGUCCCCCCCCUCCCCCAAUUCGUAGCGAGUGGUUGUUUAACCAUGAUGAAGCAUGGUUAAACAAUCACGCACGUUGGGAGGCAUUCAUGCAGCAUGCACAUUGCAGUUACUAUUUAAGCCAUUUCUAUUUAUGCAGUGCGAUGUGGAUUAAAGAACACGGGAAGAACACGCCAUGGCUAAAAGGGAUGAUGGCCGCUGGUCAAAAUAAUAACAGGGUGGCAGCCAAGGAUUGAAAGGCGUCCGAGAGGAUGUGAGCAGAAUGUGUGCGAGCCGUCGGCGUUUUGCGUUUUGUCUCGCUUGCCCGAGCUGCUCUGUGAGAAUCCGCGAGAGAGACCGCGCUCACCGCGAGCACGAGCGUGGUCAUGAGCCCAGCAUCGUGACCGUGGGACCGUGUGACUCGUCAACCCUGGUUGGAUCGGACUCAUGUGAUGUGAGUGCGUUUUCUUUCUUCAUUCAAAGUACUUUUUUAGUUGUAACAGACUGCCAGUCACAACACCAACAACCAUCAUCAUCAAUCAGCCAUGAUUGAUUCACUGCUGGAUGAGUACAUCCCUCAGCCGUCACCACCCUUAACGGUCCAUCAAGGCAACAACCCAACCAACAUUUCCAAACGAGUCAAUGUCUUCUCUGUCUCUGCGUGUAACCUAUGGGAAAACGGUCGGUCAGAUAACCAAAGCUGCAAGCUAUAUAGCUACUACAGCCGAGGCACGUGCUGUAGACCUACAGGGCCGUCACGUGCUCAGUGACAGAUUCAAGUGCUGUGCAGUGGUCCUAAACAUGUAACGGAUGUGGCCUUAACAUGAGCAGCGGUGGCGCAGUGGUUAGCAGACUGCGCUACGAACGUGACCACCAGAGUUCGAUUUCCAGUCACGGAUCACGGAUAACAUCAGCAGUGACUAAUAUAUGAGCCGGUCUUGGGUCUCCCCUAUAGGUUGACUCAGUCUUAAAUGAGUGCCUGGUGCGAUUUGUAAACAUACGCAUUGUGGAGACAAAGGCGGUCAGGCGUGGUUCCUAACUGCAUCGUCCUUAUUGGUGCUCGCUUAACAGCACGUCCCCCAGCGGCUUGCAUGGAUGCACAGGGAUCUUUGUUUUGGUGAAUUAUAUAACUUAAAAAAAGUAUUAUGUUGCAUGAUAAUGUUUGAGACAUCGUCCACCAUGCAGUUUCCUUCACCAAGGUCUGACUUUCCAACAAAAACACCCAUCUCAACGUGUCCUUGCGUCCCAUUAAAUGACAGUGUGGUUGCAUUGAGAAGUAAGCGAAGUUACUCAACUCAUACGAAUGAAUAAAACAUUUAAAUAUAAAAUUAAUAUUUUUGCAGCUCUGACGAUAUGAAAACUUUGUAACGGUUUUACUUUUAAUACAAAUUAAGUGAGCAAAACAUUUAUUAAGAAAAGGCCAUGACAUGAAUCUUAACUGAAUAUCAAUUAUAAAAUAGUAGAAAGUGUGAAAUAUGUGUUACGAAU
Molecule: messenger RNA, 4852 nt
Organism: Petromyzon marinus (sea lamprey)
Lineage: Eukaryota; Metazoa; Chordata; Hyperoartia; Petromyzontiformes; Petromyzontidae
Gene: GPNMB
Product: glycoprotein nmb
Cellular component (GO): plasma membrane
Source: RefSeq, a predicted model, not a curated record